This is a messenger RNA of Amphibalanus amphitrite, 2856 nucleotides long. Its product is annotated as conserved oligomeric Golgi complex subunit 5-like. The coding region runs from base 78 to 2432 and encodes 784 amino acids. The record is from RefSeq and is a predicted model, not a curated record. Gene Ontology annotation, cellular component: COG complex. Gene Ontology annotation, biological process: intra-Golgi vesicle-mediated transport. The transcript is spliced from 15 exons. Lineage: Eukaryota; Metazoa; Arthropoda; Thecostraca; Balanomorpha; Balanidae.
ACAUCAGACAAACAAAGCGCAUGCACUCUUGCGUGUGAUUUGGAUUAUUGCACGAAUUUGCACGCAACGGCUCCAUCAUGGAAGAUGAACCUGCUGUUCUGAGGACUCUUCAAGAUGAUGGAGCGUACAGCCGGUUUCUGUCCGCCGACUUUGAUGUUAACCGGGAGGCGAGCACGCUGCUCCAGUCGGCGGCGCUUUCCGAGCAGCUGGCACACAUCACUAAAGGUAUCGCGCUGCUGGACUCUGAGAUCGCCGAUCAGGUGAACGAACACUACGAGGACCUUCUGUCACAGGCCAGCGGAACCGGAACGCUCGAUGACGUGCUGCAGACCAUGCUGGCCAAGAUUCAGGCACUGCUGGCGGCCGUGGAGCGGCUCCGGUCGCGGGUCGAAGAGCCGUACCUGAAGAUCGCCUCCCAGAGUGUGAUGCUCUCCCGACUGCACGCCGCCUGCGACAUGCUGCGCCGUCUGAUCCGGCUGCAGCAGCUCAGCCGCCGGCUGCAGGCGCAGCUGCGCGGAGGGCUGAGGGAUAUCACCAAAGCGGCCAAGACGCUCAGCGAACUCGACGAGACCGUCUCGGACGUGGACCUGACCGGUCUGGAGGUGUACGAGCGUGAGCAGCGUCAGAUCCGCGCCGGCCGCCAGUCGGUGGAGAAACAGGCGGCUGGACUACUGCAGCGAGGCAUGGAGUCGCUCAACCAGUCCCAGGUGGCCACGGCCCUGCAGGUGUGCCACAGCCUGGGCUCGCUGCAGCCGACGGUGGACGGCCUGCUUACUGACACCAGGGACCGGCUGCAGACGCGACUCACCGACGCCCUGCGACUCGAGUCGGUGCUGGCCGCGUCAUCGGGCCCGGGCACGGCCGCCGGCCGGCCCGGCGCCGCCGCCCUGCCCAGUAACACCGUCACCUUCCGCGCCGCGCUGUGGAACAACCUGGAGCGGCUGGCCGAUCACAUCUACGGCGCCUGCGCACAGAUCCAGCACAUUCACAAGGUGCUGAGCAAGAAGCGCGAUCCGGUAACCCAGGUGUGUUUUAUCGACGAGGUGCGCUCUGCACAGCUGAUGCCACUAUUCUGGCAGGAUGUCACAGCCAUGAUCCGCACAGAGUUCGUCAAGGCCGCUGAAGGACAGACGUUCAUCCGGCAGGCGUUUGAGGGUGAGUAUCCGAAGCUGGUACGGCUCCACCAGGACCUGUGGACACGGCUGCAGCAGUUCGCCACACCGCCGGCCGCCGACGGGCAGCCCCAGUUCAAUCCGGAGAGCAGCCUGCGCGAGGCGCUGGCGCCGUUUGAGCGCGCCUACCUGUCCCGGUCGCUGAGUCGGCUGUUUGACCCCGUCAACCUGAUGUUCUCGGCCGAGACGGUACCGGCACGGGAGGAGAUUGACGCCGUCGUCCGCACCGUCGCCAACGAGCUGACGGUGUCGGGCGUGGACCCGUCUCUGUGCCUGCUGGUGGCCCGGAACGUGGCCAAGACUGUGCAGCUGUUCUGUGUCAAGUGUGAACAGCUGCUGGUGACGGACGGAGACGCCAGCCAGGUCAUCGGCCCGAUGUCGCCCGGUCAGACGACCAACGUGCAGCUGGUGAACGUGCUACAGACGUUCGAGGCGCAGCUGCGCCGCCUGCUGGCCGGCCAGCCGACACUGGCGGCCGAGGCGCGAGACGCCGUGCUAGCUUCGCUCGAGGGCGUCGGGAGUUUGAUGAGGAGCGGGAUCCAGCCGCUGGUCACCUCCAUCGCAGAGGCCAUCGAGGCCAUCAUCCUCACCAUGCACAACGAGGACUUCUCCGGGGAGGAAGAGUCGAGUGGCGGCGAGUCCAACUGUUCGCUCUAUAUGAAGGAGCUACAGACGUUCAUAUCACGCGCAGUGGACGACUACCUAGCACCGUUCAACUGCAAACCGCUCAUCACUGCCAGUAAGCUGGAGCUGGGCCGGCGCGCCGUCGAGCUGUUUGUCCGUCACGCGGCUCUGGUCCGGCCGGUGGGUGCUGCCGGUCGACUCCGGCUGGCUGCCGACUGCGCUCAGCUCGAGCUGGCCGUGGCGCCGCUCUGUGAACGGCUGGCCAGUCUGGGGACGGAGUACCGCGUGCUGCGCGCCUUCAAACCGCUACUCUUCCAGACGCCGGAGCACAUGGCGCAGUCGCCGGCGCUGGGCGAGGUGCUGCCCUACAGUCUGGUGGUGCACCUGCUGUUCGCGCGCGGCCCGCCCGAGCUCCGCUCCCCCCACCACACGGCCAGCUGGUCGGUGAGCCGCUACUCGGCCUGGCUCGACGAGCACCGCGCCGAGCGAGAGCGGCUCCAGCUGCUGACGGGAGCGCUGGACGCCCACGUACAGGCGGUGCGCGCGCAGGGUGGCACCAGCUUCGCGGACGUGUAUCCGGUGAUGUUGGAGCUGCUGCAGCGGGGCACUGCCGCGCUGGCCGCCAGUGAUCGGUAGGUACCGCCGCACUAGCUGUCUCUGGUCGGCGGGCACGGCCGUGCUGGCCGCCUGAGAGAGCCCACGGUGCGUACCGCCAGUUUUUUUUUUUUUUUUGUUAUUUCACCGCCGCGCUGUGGAUGGCUUCUGUGGGAAAUUAUCGAACGGAGGGGGCGUGACGGGAGCGAGCCGUCCUACACUGGCUGGCACACUGCCCUAUUCGGGUGUCGGGCAUUUGUUAUUGUUGAGCAUGUCCGUCAUUCCAAUUGUAUGCUGUGGGGCUGAACUUCGUGAACUUUAUGAACUUGGUGAGCACGUUUGGUGAUGAUCACUAUCUAAUGUCUAUUUAUAUGAAGCCUGUGUGAGUUGUGUGUGCUUGAAGUCGUUGCUCACUAUAACGCAGCAACUGGCGAGCUGAUUUGCAAUAUAUUUGACGGAAAUCCCA